UAAGAAGAAAAAGCUAAAGACAAAAGACAGUAGAGCGAGAAACCAAAGAGAAAGAAUAGAGGGAGGGAGAGAGAGAGAGAGAGAGAGUUUUCUUUAUUUUAUUUUAUUUUUAUUUGUUAGGAGUCUAAAAUACUAAAAAGAUUUCUGUUUUGGUGGGUUGAAACUUGAAACCCUUUCACUCCGUUCUGGCCAUCACCAUCAUUGUCCAUUUGUACAGCUUUUACUUACUACCACAUUCUCUCUCUCUCUCUCUCUCUCUCUCUGUGGCCAGUUUCUCCUUUUGAUCUCUCCCAUUGUUCUGUCUCUUGGCUCGUGUUCUUUUGUCUUCUGGGGUUGUUGAAAAAGGCUCGGAGACCAAGUUUCAAGACUCAAAAAGUCUCAAAGUUUUCAACUUCCUCUUUUUUUUUUUUUUUUUUUUUGUUGUUGUUGUUGUUGUUGUUGUUGUUGUUUCUUCUCUGUGGUAUUUGCUUGGUGCUCUGUUUUGUUGGGUGUCUGAAGGUGGUAGACCGUAGUUAAUAAUGACUGUGGAGGGCCAGAGGGGUGGCUUUGUGGUUGAAGAUGGAGCAACUGACCGGUUUCCGGUUGGUAUGCGAGUUCUGGCUGUUGAUGACGACCCAAUUUGUUUGAAAGUGCUUGAGAAUCUGCUUCGUAAAUGCCAGUAUCAUGUUACUACAACAAAUCAGGCUAUUGAAGCACUGAAAAUGCUCAGGGAAAAUAGAAAUAAGUAUGACCUUGUGAUCAGUGAUGUAAAUAUGCCAGACAUGGAUGGUUUUAAGCUCCUUGAACUUGUGGGCCUUGAAAUGGACCUUCCUGUUAUCAUGUUAUCAGCACACAGUGAUACCAAACUUGUUAUGAAGGGAAUUAUUCAUGGUGCUUGUGACUAUUUGCUGAAACCUGUGCGAAUCGAAGAGCUCAAGAAUAUUUGGCAACAUGUAAUCCGUAGAAGGAAGUCCAACGCCAAGGACCAAAAUAGGCCCCCCAGUUUAAAUAAGACCAGUCAUGGAACUGAAGCUCGAAAAGCUGUAGCAACUACAGGUAAUUCAGACGAGGAUGGAAAACUCAGUAGGAAACGGAGGGACCAAAACGAAGAUGAGGAAGAAUAUGGCGAAGAUGAUGAAUAUGAAAAUGAGGAUGACCCCGCAACCCCGAAGAAGCCUCGGGUAGUUUGGUCUGUGGAGCUACAUCAGAAGUUUGUUUCGGCUGUAAAACAAUUGGAUCUUGAAAAGGCUGUUCCCAAGAAAAUUCUUGACUUGAUGAACGUUGAAGGAUUGACAAGGGAAAAUGUUGCCAGUCAUCUACAGAAAUAUAGGCUCUACCUGAAAAGAAUAAGCACUGUGGCAACCCAGCAACCCAGCAUGGCUGCGGCUUUGGGUGUUAAAGAUUCUACUUACUUGCACAUGUGUUCGCUUGAUGGAUUUGGAGAUUUACACGCCUAUACUGGAUCGGGAAGAGUUGCAAGCACUGCUCUAAUGCCCUACUCACCUGGAGGGAUGCUUGGUAGGUUAAACUCUCCAGCUGGUUUGAACUUGGGAGGAAUAGCCUCUUCUGGACUCGUACAACCUGGUCAUCCACAAAACUUCAGCAACUCUUUCAAUUCUCUUGGGAAGCUACAGCAAUCUGUGCCUGCAAGCCAAACUUCAAAUUUAUUUCAACGGAUUCCAACAUCAUUGGAGCUCAAUCAAUUGCAACAGAACAAGUGCACUGCUCACAUUGGAGGGUUCAAUCCCAUUAACAAUCCAACAGGUUUUACAUUGCCUACUAACUAUCCAGACACUAGAGUAAAUGUAGGUAGCUCAAGCAAUUCUCUGUCCAGUACUUCAAGCAAUCAUUUGAUAUUACAAGGAAGUACACAGUCAAUGCUUAGUAGAGUAGCAUCGGGGAACCAUGGGCUGGCUUCAUCAAACCCGGAAUCUUUUGAUCUUGGUAUCAGUGGUUCGUCUAAUUCCCUAAAUCACAAUCCAUGUAGUGAAAGGUGGCAGGGUGCUGUUAAAUUAUCAAAAUUUCAAUCAAAUGCUUUGCCUAUGAGUGGGUCUUUUGAUCAUGGUGGCUUGCAUUCCAGUAACUUGGGUAUUUCCUCUUCCAGCCCUCAGAUUGGGAACAAUCCACAUGAUUUUUCUUCUACAAGUGUUCCUCUGGGUCCUUUAGAGGAGCCUAGAGUGGAUCUACAAGGUGAAGAAGGCUUGAUUGGUAAUAUUGUCCAGACAAUAAAUUACACACAGAAGCAAAGGUGGGAAGAACAUAAGCAAGAUUACAACUGCUACUUGAAUCAAACUUUUGGUUCCAUUAAUUCCCUGGUAUCUGCUAAUAGGAAUUUGAGUCCCUUAAGCCAAAGUCUUGACCAGAGCAAUGCAGUCUGCAGUAAACAGAUUGAUGCAUCUCUAAUUGAUCAAUUAAAUGGGACUUCAUCUGCUGUUCAUUCCAUUGUGGUUGCAGAAUCUGCAAUGGACACCACGAUGAAGCCCAAUGAGAACUACUCCUUUGACCCAACAAAAUUGCAGGAUGGUCUCAUUCAAAACAGUUAUGGAUCCUUGGAUGACAUAAUGAAUUCUAUGAUGGAAAGGGGACAAAACGAAACUGCAAUUGGGGAUGCAGAAUUUGGAUAUGAUGCUUAUUCUCUUGGAUCAUGUAUAUGAGACCGCCGCAGUUGAUUUUUAAAGAAUGGAAGGGAAAACUCCUCUAUGAGGAUCUUGUAUCUUAUGUAAUUUAUUUCUUCUCUCUGUAAUUUAUCUCCCAUCUUCAACUACUUUUAUCACCUGUUACUUAUAUUCCAUUUCUCCUUUGCAAAUGGCAAACAGCAAACAGACGUCUUUCUUAUUC
Messenger RNA from Ziziphus jujuba (common jujube), 2817 nucleotides. RefSeq names its product two-component response regulator ARR18. The record is from RefSeq and is a predicted model, not a curated record. NCBI's taxonomy places the organism in Eukaryota, Viridiplantae, Streptophyta, Magnoliopsida, Rosales, Rhamnaceae. The transcript is spliced from 6 exons. Gene Ontology annotation, biological process: cytokinin-activated signaling pathway; phosphorelay signal transduction system. Bases 519 to 2633 code for a protein of 704 amino acids. Gene Ontology annotation, molecular function: DNA-binding transcription factor activity; DNA binding.